Messenger RNA from Exaiptasia diaphana, 2073 nucleotides. Its product is annotated as zinc finger and SCAN domain-containing protein 12-like. Gene Ontology annotation, molecular function: DNA-binding transcription factor activity; RNA polymerase II cis-regulatory region sequence-specific DNA binding. The transcript is spliced from 4 exons. The record is from RefSeq and is a predicted model, not a curated record. NCBI's taxonomy places the organism in Eukaryota, Metazoa, Cnidaria, Anthozoa, Actiniaria, Aiptasiidae. Gene Ontology annotation, biological process: regulation of transcription by RNA polymerase II. The coding region runs from base 1 to 2073 and encodes 690 amino acids.
AUGAAUAGAAGGUCGUGGGUUCGAAUCCCAGCUAGGAUGGAAUCUGAUAUGGAGGACACACUUCUUGAAAACAACAGGGUCAAAGACUUGUCAGGGGAUUUUAACAUAAUUGAGGGCCUGUUUAAAGACCUUGAAUUUCCUGGCAUAGGUGAUGACCAAGCAGUUGGUGACUCUGUGAGUGCUGGUAUAAGAAACAAUUUUCCAGGUACUGUGACUGGUCAACAAAGUAACAACUCGGGUCCUGGUGGAGAAGUACCUGAUCAACAGAUAAGUUUGCUGGAAAUUGGGAAUUUAGACAAUAGAACAUCUUGUGACACUCAGGCAACUCAAAAUCUAAACACUCCGUUUCAGUGUCAUUUUUGCGAUGACAUGUUUUGUCGUGUUGAUUUGAGGACAAAACAUGAAGAAGAGAAGCACAAGGAGCAGCUAGAACAACAACAACAUCAACAACAACAACARCAAAGUGUCGGCAAUGCAUCGAAGAACAAACAAAAUGUAGCAAAGCAAUUUAAAUGUCAGUUUUGUGACAGAACAUUUCCUCACCAGUUUAGAGCAACAUAUCAUGAAAAACAGAAACACAAAGAUCUGUUUGAACAACAACAACAGCAACAACAACAGCAAGUUAUUGAUAACCCUUCAGAGAAGAAGAAAACCUUAGCAAAGAAAUUUAAGUGUCACUUUUGUGACAAAACGUUUACUCGUAAAUGCCAUCUGAAAUGUCAUGAAAAUAAGAACCACACAGAGCUGGUAGAACAACAAGAAGACCAAGAACUACAGAAUCUACAAAAACAAUUAAAGGAACAGCAAGAGCAGGAGAAACAAGAGAGGAAAAAACAACAGCAGAAACUCCAAGCAAGACUAAAUCAACAACAGCUACAGGGAAGUCAACAACAGCAAAAUAGCGAUCAACAGCAUCAGGAUCAACAUCCGGUUCAUCAACAACAAGGACAACAGCAUCAUGAAAGAGAACAACAACAGCAGCAGCCACAGCGUGAGCAGCAAGAUAAACAACAGCAACAGUGCAAAGAUCAGCAGCAACAACAACAACAGCAAGAACAACAGCACCAAGACCAACCACAUCAAGAACACCAAGAGCAACUUGAGGAAAACCAGCAACCAAGUAAUAAUGAAAUGCAUGUAAACUCCAGUCCCUCAAACGGUCAGCAAGGAGACACCACAAAACAUUACACCUGUGAGACCUGUGGAAAUAGCUUCCUAUCUAAGGCAUUAUUAACCGCUCAUUUAAGAACCCAUUUGAAGGCAUUUAAAUGCAGCGUCUGUGAAAAAUCUUUCAAGCGAAAGGACGUCCUUGCUAAGCAUGAAGUACUACAUUCUGGCGAGAGACCGUUCAAAUGCACAGGCUGUGACUCGUCGUUCAGGCAGAAAGCACAUCUUGAUAAGCACUUCAGAAAUAUCCAUCUUAAAGUCACUGAUGAUUCUUUGAAGUGUGAUAUCUGUAAUCGAGCUUUCAACUUACGAUCAAAUCUACGACGACAUCAACGUGUUCACAGUGACGAGAAACCAUUUAAGUGCAAUUCGUGUGAAAAGUCAUAUAAAGAUCCGUUUGCRUUGAAGAAACACCGAUCAAUCCAUGAACACAAUAAUGGGAAGCCAUUCCAGUGCAGCUCGUGUGACAAAUGCUUUAGGCAUUUGAAUAGCUUGAAGAAGCACCAGUCAACCCAUGACAACAAUAACGGGAAGCUAUUCAAGUGCAGCUCGUGUAAUAAUUGUUUUACGCAUUUGAAUGGCUUGAGGCAGCACCAGGCAACCCAUGACAACAAUAACGGGAAGCCAUUCAAGUGCAGCUCGUGUAAUAAAUGCUUUACGCAUCUGAAUGUCUUGAAGCAACAUGCAAGUCAUUGCCAACAACAGCAACAAAAACAUGAAAAUCAAGGGCAACAGUGCAAUACGAAGCCAUUUAUAUGCACUGUUUGUGGUAAAGUUUUCACGAGAAAGGACGGCCUGGCCAGACAUGAAUUUGGACAUUUGGGCAACAUCAAGCACUUGAAUGUGAAGAAAAGCCUUUCGAAUGCUCAGUUUGUAAGACGACUUUUGACACUAAAACUGAACUAG